Molecule: messenger RNA, 1187 nt
Organism: Asparagus officinalis (garden asparagus)
Lineage: Eukaryota; Viridiplantae; Streptophyta; Magnoliopsida; Asparagales; Asparagaceae
Product: rac-like GTP-binding protein 3
Exons: 8
Coding region: 178-816 (212 amino acids)
Biological process (GO): regulation of actin cytoskeleton organization; cortical cytoskeleton organization; regulation of cell shape
Cellular component (GO): cell projection; cell cortex; cytoplasmic vesicle
Molecular function (GO): GTP binding; GTPase activity; protein kinase binding
Source: RefSeq, a predicted model, not a curated record
CCGACACAUUUUUCUAAUGUAUUUUGCCAACUCAUUAACUGCAUAGAGCUAAGCCCCAACUGAGAGAUACAAAUCAUGUGAGCUAACAAUAAAGCAAAACCCGCAUCAAACCCUCUUCUCCUUUCUCUCUCCUCAACUUUCCCCUUCUCAUUCUUUCUUCUUUACAGAGAGAAAACAAUGUCAUCAAGCGCUUCGAGGUUCAUUAAAUGCGUCACCGUCGGCGACGGCGCCGUUGGCAAAACUUGCAUGCUCAUUUGCUACACAAGCAACAAGUUCCCAACUGAUUAUAUACCAACUGUGUUUGAUAACUUCAGUGCCAAUGUGGUUGUUGAAGGAACCACUGUGAAUUUGGGGCUUUGGGACACAGCUGGGCAAGAGGACUAUAAUAGGUUGAGGCCAUUGAGCUAUCGAGGUGCCGAUGUUUUCGUGCUGGCCUUCUCUUUGGUUAGCCGGGCGAGCUAUGAGAAUGUGCUUAAAAAGUGGAUUCCAGAGCUUCAGCAUUAUGCACCCAGAGUUCCUGUGGUGCUUGCGGGUACUAAAUUGGAUCUUCGUGAAGAUAAGCAUUAUUUGUCAGAUCAUCCUGGCUUGGUUCCUGUUACUACUGCACAGGGAGAAGAGCUCCGCAAGCAGAUCGGUGCUGCAUAUUACAUAGAAUGCAGUUCAAAAACUCAGCAGAAUGUUAAGGCAGUUUUUGAUGCUGCUAUCAAGGUAGUUAUUCAACCUCCAUCAAAGCAGAAGGAGAAGAAGAAAAAACCAAAACGUGGAUGUUCUAUGUUGAAUAUCCUCUGUGGGAGGAAACUUGUUUGCCUUAAAUGAAGGUUCGGCAGUUGCGGAAUUCCGCAUUGUAGAUUUCCCUUACAGCCUUUCAUGCUCGAUUAAUAGCCCAUAUUUCCUCAGGUUUGAGUUCAAGUGGCUUGGUUUUGUGUAUUAUGUUUUGAUGGCUGUUUUCCUUUAUAUUUGUUACAUUUGAAAAUGAAUGAAUCAGUUUGUCCAGGGGGAAAAGUACAGGCAGGGAUUGAUUAACUUGAUGAUUAAUCAGGGCAUACAACAUUUGUAAUAGUCAUCAUAUUUAACUUGGAUUUGUAAAGAAGUAAGUUAAUUAGAAGCCUCCUCAGCUUCAAAAUCCUGCUUAUCCUCGACAUGUACCAUUUUUCUGAUAUGAUUGUAUUAUUGUCUAUUAGUUCUCA